AAGCUGCGCAUGGCCGCCAAGGCCGUCAAUGCUUUGAGUACAAAAGAGCGCCGCGAGCGCGUCGAGGACGGCCUGCGGAUCCGAGCUCCGUACGAAGUGCCGGGCGAGGAGCCGCCCUACGAACGGGCUCGAGACGCUCCUCACGAGAUACCAGAAGAAUUGUUUUAUGAGAGGUGGUCCUUCACACCACGACCUUCGUUAGACUUAACUCGAUGGGUAGAUGUUGACGUCUGUGCAACAUUGACGCAUUGUCAUGAGUUAUCGAAGGGUGCCACAGCAACACUAAAACUAGGUAGUCGAGAUCGGGAUGGGGCGCCCGACGACUGGUCCGUGCUGCAGCUCGCCUCGACGCCUUCGUUCCUCGAUUGUAUGACGUCACUCGAUCUGAGCGGUUGUCGAGAUGUCACAGACGGUCCCUGCCGCAAGCUAGCUAAAGUGGUUUCGAGACUCACGUCUCUGGACCUGUCUAGGUGCGCAAAGCUGACCGACAAGGCGCUGCGGGGCUGGUCUCAAUCACCGUCGAUAGAAAGGCUCCAGGUCGUGAAGCUGCGAGGCCUGGCGCAGUGCACGGACGUUGGGGUGGUGGAAGUCCUCGAGAAGGCCAAGAGGUUGCGCAUUGUGGAUUUGCGAGACAUACCAGAUUGCACUGGUAGAAGCGCCAUAGCUCUAGCUGGCUGCGGUCCUGUGGAAGAGGCUCUGUUAGAUCACUGGCCGAAGCUCGACGAUGGUUCGUUGGGCCAGUUUCUAGCGAGGCUGGGCGAGCAGCACAAGUCCUCCGUGAGAGUCCUUAGUCUGAGAAAAUGUGGACUCUUGACGGAUACGUCUGGACGUUUAUUCAGCCACCACAAGAUUCUGAAGGGCUGGGUGCGCCACAAUGCGCUCACCCAUUUGAAGAGAUUAGAACUAACAGAUAACUCAAAUCUAACAGAUAAAUGGAUUGAACUGGUCACGGACGCGUGCAAGAGCCUCAAGGCGUUAAUCGUGGCGCGCUGCUCCGAGCUCUUCAAGAAGGUCGAGAGUGCGAUGAAUUUAGCUAGAUUAGUUCAUCUGAGCGAAUUAGAUGCGCAAUCUACCUCCUUAACCGACGAAGGCCUGUGCGCGUACGCGGGGAGCGUUCCCAAGGGUUCGCCGCUGCGAAAGCUCGACCUGUCUUUCUGCGCCGUAUCGGACCAAGGUCUAGGCGCCUUGGCAGCUGUUGGUGAUCGACUACGGUCGUUGAAACUAGAAGCAGUACCAGCGGUGUCGGGCGACGGCAUAAAAGCAAUUGCCGAGCGGUGCAAAGCCCUACGAGAAUUACGCUUAAUUAAAUUAGCUGGUGUCACGGACGCGUCCAUAUUACAAGUGGCGAAAAGGGUGCGGAAGCUGCGAAUUUUUGAAACGGCGCUGUGCCCCGGCGUCGGAGCUAGAGCUAUAAAAGAAAUCGCUUCCCUCAAAUUCCUGACGGCCUUGGACGUGUCGGGCUGCCAGCGCGUCGACGACGCGGCGCUGUCGAUCCUCCCAUUAUCAUUAGUAGCGCUGCGGGCCGCGUCGCUGCCGCGCGUGACGGAUCAAGCCUAUAUUCUACUGAGGGAAUGCGCCCCGAACCUAGCUUCUGUGGAUAUGCGGGACUGCGCCCAACUGACGGAACGAUCAAUCUUCGCGCUGAUGUACUGUGAAGAUCAAAUUCCCGAGAAAUGCGUUUUUUUAACGAAAGGCAUGGACGCAAAUAAAGCGAGUGUCUUGCAGCGCGUCGACUUCGGCGGUUGUGCUUCUGUCGAUCUGGAUAGAGUCCAAGCAGUAGUCAAGCGCCAUCCUUACCUGACGUGUUCGGUCGACCGCGCGCCCUUCGACGACGAAGCGGUGACGGAACGGGACUACAAGGGUCUGAUCGAUGCCUGGACCUUGCCACGUACGGGUCGAGGCCAGUCUCUGGACGACUUGCCCGAGCGACGCUCUUUGCAUUGGACCGCGUCUUCCCGAGACCUGCACCUGAGGCACUUUUGUGCGAAUGAGAGGCAGCAGUCCAUCGACGCCUGCAACCGCUGUAAAAGGCAGUACCGCGAGCGCAACGCGGAGUGGGAGCGGAAAGAAGCUCGGUUUGCCAAAUUGGUUGAGCGCGACGACGCCGCCGUUCCGUUGCAGAGUCAGUUGCGGCGACGAUUGGCCAACAGACGCGUUCAGCUCUUGUUGGAGCAGCAGGCUGCUACCAGAAUCAUAGGUAAAGCUAUUAGGAUACGAAAACGCGCGCAAUUAGCC
Messenger RNA from Pelagomonas calceolata, 2235 nucleotides. The record is from the annotation of a GenBank genome assembly. NCBI's taxonomy places the organism in Eukaryota, Pelagophyceae, Pelagomonadales, Pelagomonadaceae.